Messenger RNA from Aspergillus japonicus CBS 114.51, 511 nucleotides. RefSeq lists its product as uncharacterized. Lineage: Eukaryota; Fungi; Ascomycota; Eurotiomycetes; Eurotiales; Aspergillaceae. The coding region runs from base 33 to 344 and encodes 103 amino acids. The transcript is spliced from 2 exons. The record is from RefSeq and is a predicted model, not a curated record.
UGUGGAUUGAAAAAGAUGAUCCAGCCCAGACCAUGUUUGCGGUCUCGGUAUGGUUUAGCGUGCCACUGGGUUAUUGCAACUGCCCGCCCCGGUUACUGACACGCCCGGCGCAUUACACAGGAACGAACGCAUUUGCAAAAUGCACAUUUGAUGCAGAGUCAGGUCUACAGUACCGUACAUAUCACACAACCAGAAUCUCAGAUGAGGAACGAUGCCGAGUCAGGGUUGAGGAUACGAAACCCGGGUCAACCGCAGCGAGCGACAGCCGAGCUGAGCUGCAAAAGCUAUGCUUCCUCUUUGGUAUACGCACAGAGGGGGGGAUACCACGAGACGAAGGAGGUUGAGUGAGCUUAAUCGCACUCGUCAUCUGCAUUGUCUAUCGCGAGGCAGUCUCCCGUAGAAGAUCGGGAGUGUUACCUCAUCUACCCACCUACAGUGCAGAGGAAGUGAUUAUGUCAUUAGGACUCAUUCCUUGGAAGUUACCUGCUAGAACUGUACAUGAAGUCUCCUA